UUUUCACCUAGCAUGCCUUACAUUUGCUGCGAGUAUUCGUUUUUAGAUUUGUUUUCGAUGUGGUGGCAAAAUUUCGCAAAUUUACCUAACUAUUUAUUACAAUUUGACACCUAAAGAUAUUUGUGAAAUUCAGGUUGUGCGUAAAAUAUAUAGUAUUCUGUCACAAUGUCGCGCCACAGAAUUGUGCGGGCCAUGGACUAUAAUGAUGAAUAUGAUGGUUACGAUGAUGUCUAUGGCCAUUCCGUUGACGAUGAUAAUUGUAUUUCACCGACAGAUGCUCAGUGGUUAUACGACAGAGCCCGUGGUCAACAUAGUAUGUCUGCUUUUAUCAAAAAUAAUAAAGAUAUUGAAGAAGAGGAAGAAGAUGUGUGUGAUGAUAGCGUAACAUACGAUAAGGAUAGACGUGACUCGGAUAACUUUCAAAUACCUAAGUUAAAUGAUGUUGACCAAGCAAAAUUAACAUCAUGUAUUGAUGAAAUUCGCAACGUUGUAGGUGAUCAAGUAUCUGAACGAAGGAUGGUAGAAACUUCAAUUAACUUCGAAUAUGAUAUAACGAAAAUACUCGAUGAUAUCCUUAAUAACGAAUGUGACAAUAAAGCUAAACGAUAUAAACAAACGGGUGUAAGUAGUUCAUCAAAGAGAAACGCUUUGCAACCGUCUACAUCAACAGCUUCAAAAUUAACAUCGGACCGUGAAACCUUUUCCAAUGUUCAAGCACCCCCUAUAAUAAAAGUAACAGCACAACCUCUGAGUGAACGCAGCAUACGUCGAGGAUUUGAAGUCAAUUCUCCGCAGCCGCAGUCGUCACCAACUGUUUCGGGAAGAAAUACGCCCGUUGAUGAAGAUGUCAAUAAAACCCUUGCUAAUGUUAAAGUAUCCAAAGAACAAGCACAACGUGACGCUCGAAAAUUGUACUCACAGGAGCGAGGCGAACUGAAAGCUCAUUUUCACAUGAUUGUUAUUGGACAUGUAGAUGCAGGAAAAAGCACUUUAAUGGGUCACUUAUUAGUUGAUACUGGUUAUGUUUCACAAAGAGUUAUGCACAAACAUGAACAGGAAUCUAAGAAAAUGGGUAAACAAAGUUUUAUGUACGCUUGGGUCCUAGAUGAAACUGGUGAAGAAAGGUCAAGAGGUAUCACCAUGGAUGUAGGAUAUUCACGCAUCGAAACUGACACUAAAGUAGUAACUCUUCUUGAUGCCCCUGGGCACAAAGACUUUAUUCCAAACAUGAUUUCUGGUGCUACGCAGGCCGAUGUUGCCCUUUUAGUAGUGGACGCAUCGCGUGGUGAAUUUGAGGCAGGAUUUGAGCAAGGAGGACAAACACGAGAACAUGCUCUAUUAGUGCGCUCAUUGGGCGUUAAUCAAUUAGGAGUGGUCAUAAAUAAGUUGGACAUGGUCGAUUGGUCCAAAGACAGAUUUGACGAAAUUGUUGGAAAAUUAAAAACGUUUCUACGACAAGCAGGUUUCAAAGAAUCUGACGUUACCUUUAUACCCUGCUCUGGUCUAAGUGGUGAAAAUUUGUCAAAACCUGCGCAAGAGCCUUCAUUAACUGCUUGGUAUAAAGGACCACAUUUAUUAAAAGUAAUAGAUAAUUUCAAAUUGCCCGAAAGAUCGAUUGAUCGCCCGUUUCGCAUGUCUGUGUCGGAUAUAUACAAAGGCACCGGUUCCGGCUUUUGCAUAUCAGGUCGUAUCGAGACUGGUGUACUUAGUGUAAAUGACCGAGUGCUGGUUGGUGCUAGUCGAGAGCAAGCUCAAGCCAAAGGAAUUCAAAUCGACGAGAUUCCUCAAACGAAUUCGUUUGCUGGAGAUCAGGUAUCGGUGACAUUAGCAGGCGUGGACAUGUCUACGGUAUCUGUUGGUUGCAUAAUUUGCGACCCCCAAAAUCCAAUUCCAGUAACAACUCGCUUCCAAGCACGGAUUCUUGUCUUUAACGUGACUGUGCCGAUUACGAUUGGCUAUCCUGUACUUUUGCACCACCAAUCUCUUAUAGAACCAGCAGUGUUAAGUAAACUGCACGCCCAACUGCAUAAAAGUACAGGGGAGAUUAUUAAAAAGAAACCACGAGUUCUUGGCAAUAAUUCUUGCGCUCUAGUGGAAUUAAAAACAACUCGUCCCAUAUGUAUUGAACGAUACGCCGAAUUUAAAGAAUUGGGUCGUUUUAUGUUGAGAGUGGGCGGCGUCACCAUUGCAGCGGGAAUGGUUACAAAAAUACGUUAAUAUUAAGACUUUAAAAAUGUCAAAAAUAAAUGAAUAAAAUUUCUUCUACUUUUUGAGGUGCAAU
Messenger RNA from Ceratitis capitata (Mediterranean fruit fly), 2281 nucleotides. RefSeq names its product HBS1-like protein (gene HBS1). NCBI's taxonomy places the organism in Eukaryota, Metazoa, Arthropoda, Insecta, Diptera, Tephritidae. The coding region runs from base 166 to 2217 and encodes 683 amino acids. The transcript has 4 exons. Gene Ontology annotation, biological process: translation. Gene Ontology annotation, molecular function: GTP binding; GTPase activity. The record is from RefSeq and is a predicted model, not a curated record.